Molecule: messenger RNA, 2134 nt
Organism: Cannabis sativa
Lineage: Eukaryota; Viridiplantae; Streptophyta; Magnoliopsida; Rosales; Cannabaceae
Product: E3 ubiquitin-protein ligase RSL1
Exons: 3
Coding region: 66-1685 (539 amino acids)
Biological process (GO): ubiquitin-dependent protein catabolic process; positive regulation of proteasomal ubiquitin-dependent protein catabolic process; protein polyubiquitination
Cellular component (GO): ubiquitin ligase complex; cytoplasm
Molecular function (GO): ubiquitin conjugating enzyme binding; nucleic acid binding; zinc ion binding
Source: RefSeq, a predicted model, not a curated record
AACUGCCAUGCCACCACUUUCAGAAGACCAUAUGAGUUUGGUUUGUGUCUCUACCAACCAACGCCAUGGACGCCCAACCCUUCGAGUCCGACCUCGAUUUCGCCUUACGUCUCCAAUUUCAGGAAGCCAUAGACGCCUCCAUGGCCCCUCAACCCUCCUCUGCACCCGCCGCAGCCCCCAAGCGCAGCCGUACUCACGAUCAGAUGGUUGCCGGAACGAUUACAAGGUUUCCCGAUGACAAUCGGCGCUAUAAAUUUGCCAAAACUGUCAAAUCUUUCGGCGAAGAAUCUUCAACGAGUAGGAUUAGGUUUGCGAGUUAUAAUGAUGAGACGAGUGAGAACGAAGAUGGUGAUGGUGUUGGUGAUGGUGUUGGUGUUGGUGUUGGUGUUGGUGUUGGUGUUGGUGUUGGUGUUGGUGUUGGUGUUGGUGUUGGUGUUGGUGAUGAUGAUGGUGAUGGUGGGUAUAGAGUGUAUUUUAAGGGUUUGGUUAGUAAAGAAAAAUGUGAGAUUCGGAAUAUGAUUAUGGCUGGAAUUGGAGUUGCUUUGUGUGAUCCCAAAGGUAAUUUGAUUUUCGAGAUGAGGAAACCUUUGUUAGGGAAUGGUUUUAGUAAGCUUGGGGCGGAAGCUAAGGCUUUGAUUGAAGCUCUCAAUGCUGCUAUUAGUAUGAACUUGGAAAGGAUCACUCUUUACUGCGACAACUUUACUUUUUAUCGAUUCGUUUCUGGUAGAUGGCCUGUAAGGCAGCGCAAGAUGAAAGACCUAAUGAAUCAGGUGAAAACCCUUCAAGGAAAGUUUGCCUAUUGCAAUUCGAAGUAUGUCCUGCGUAGUGACAUUAAGCAUGCUUUUAAACUUGCAAAGGAUGCCAUUGAAUCUAACUGUCGGUUAACUUUGUACGAGACUUGUGUUAUUUGUAUGGAGGAUACAGAUGUAAAUCAGAUGUUUUCAGUUAAGAAUUGCUUACACAGAUACUGCUUUUCAUGUAUGAAACAACAUGUUGAAGUGAAGUUGCGCGAAGCCCAAAUGCCUAAAUGUCCUCAUCUGGGCUGCAAAACUGAAAUCGAUAGUGAAAGCUGCGAAGAUUUCUUGACACCUGAACUUUUUGAGCUUUUGCGUCAGCACAUAAAAGAAGCAGCAACUCCUGUUACAGAGAGAGUAUAUUGUCCUAAUAAAUGGUGCUCAUUUUUAAUGACGAAAAGUGAAGUUUUCGAUCUUGCAAAGAAAGAACGCAUUCAUCUAUCGGGAGCUAGGAAGUGCUUGAAAUGCAGCAGCCUCUUCUGCAUUAACUGCAGAGUUCUUUGGCAUCAUAAUUUGACUUGCUCUGAUUACAAAAGUAAGAAAUAUAAUUCAAGCAAUGAGGAUGCAAAGCUUAAGGACCUCGCAUCAAAGAAUCUUUGGCGCCAGUGUAGCAAGUGUAACCACAUGGUUGAACUUUUUCAUGGAUGCCAUCACAUCACUUGCAGAUGUGGCUAUGAGUUUUGUUACAAGUGUGGAGCCGAGUGGAAGAACAGGAGAGCAACUUGUUCAUGCCCACUUUUUGAAGAGAAUCAUCUUUUGUAUCGGGGUUAUAUACACGAAGAUGAAUUUGAGGAAGAUGAUUUUGAGGAAGGUGAUUUUGAGGAAGAUGAUAUUGAUUUUGAGGAUGAAGAGGAUGAAGGCUUCUAUGGCUUUGAUCUUAAUUUUAACUAAUUAAAAUCAUUGACUUGGGUUCUUGAUGAAAUAGUUAUUGCCUUGUAAAUAACCAUCCACUACAACAAGUAAACUUCAUCUUUUUUUACCUUGUUUUCUUGACAAUAGUAAACUAUAUCUCUCAAGCAAUGAGAUGAAACUAGGGAUGAGCUUACCCAAAGAAAUUACUAUCUAGGGCCAUUUUGGUAGGGAAUGGGAAUGUGGAGAAGCUAAAAUGGCUUUUUUGAGAUUUAAUUUAUUUUUACUGUUUUAAAUAGGCUUUUCUUCAUCAUUCAAAAGAAAAAAAAAAGUAGAUUGUGAAUGAGAACAAAUCACACUACAUUAUUGGUGUCAUUUAGUAUUUCUCGUUUUCAAAUAGAAGUCAUUUCACAAAACUAGUGAAAAAGUCAUUCUAAUAUUUUAAAAUGCAACUAAAAAAAAAUUGAAUGAAAAUUAAUUUCUUUCCAUCA